AUGCAUGAUGGAAGAGAUCUCGAUGGCACGCUUCGUGAAGUCGACGCGGAUGCUCUUUCCAAGCUCGCGAAAUCCCUGAUGGCGGAGAAGCGUUUCGUCAACCCGAAAGAGCUUGCGAGGCCGUCGGCGCUCGCGACGCCGUUCCACCAAUCACAGCUCUUAAAGGCCAUCACCGCCGCCCUCGCGCGCAAGCCCUCAGCGCGGAUCGGAACCAGCGUGGGCGGCGCGUUCGGCUCGCUGACGGGCGCAGGCAGAGGAGGGAGCGGAUCCGGGGGCUCGCUGACCCUCGGCGGAAGCGCCAGCCUGAGCAGCCUGGCGUGCGGCGCGCUGACAGGCGCCGCGGAGCGGGGAGCAGCGCCAGGCCUGGCCCCUGGCGCUGGGGGCGGCGGGGGAGGAGCUUCUCGGGCGGCAGGGGCUGUUUCGGGCGGCGUGGGGGGCGGCAGCGGGCGGCGCAGCAGCGGCGCGGCGGCAAUCAAUGUCGACGGGAGGACGAGCGCUGGCGAGGAGAGAGAGGAGCGCUGGCGAGGAGAGAGAGGAGCGCUGGCGAGGAGAGAGAGGAGCGCUGGCGAGGAGAGCGAGGAGCGCUGGCGAGGAGAGAGAGGAGCGCUGGCGAGGAGGGAGAGGAGCGCUGGCGAGGAGGGAGAGGAGCGCUGGCGAGGAGGGAGAGGAGCGCUGGCGAGGAGGGAGAGGAGCGCUGGCGAGGAGGGAGAGGAGCGCUGGCGAGGAGGGAGAGGAGCGCUGGCGAGGAGAGGAGCGCUGGCGAGGAGAGGAGCGCUGGCGAGGAGGGAGAGGAGCGCUGGCGAGGAGAGGAGCGCUGGCGAGGAGAGGAGCGCUGGCGAGGAGAGGAGCGCUGGCGAGGAGAGGAGCGCUGGCGAGGAGAGGAGCGCUGGCGAGGAGAGGAGCGCUGGCGAGGAGAGGAGCGCUGGCGAGGAGAGGAGCGCUGGCGAGGAGAGGAGCGCUGGCGAGGAGAGGAGCGCUGGCGAGGAGAGGAGCGCUGGCGAGGAGAGGAGCGCUGGCGAGGAGAGGAGCGCUGGCGAGGAGAGGAGCGCUGGCGAGGAGAGGAGCGCUGGCGAGGAGAGGAGCGCUGGCGAGGAGAGGAGCGCUGGCGAGGAGAGGAGCGCUGGCGAGGAGAGGAGCGCUGGCGAGGAGAGGAGCGCUGGCGAGGAGAGGAGCGCUGGCGAGGAGAGGAGCGCUGGCGAGGAGAGGAGCGCUGGCGAGGAGAGGAGCGCUGGCGAGGAGAGGAGCGCUGGCGAGGAGAGGAGCGCUGGCGAGGAGAGGAGCGCUGGCGAGGAGAGGAGCGCUGGCGAGGAGAGGAGCGCUGGCGAGGAGAGGAGCGCUGGCGAGGAGAGGAGCGCUGGCGAGGAGAGGAGCGCUGGCGAGGAGAGGAGCGCUGGCGAGGAGAGGAGCGCUGGCGAGGAGAGGAGCGCUGGCGAGGAGAGGAGCGCUGGCGAGGAGAGGAGCGCUGGCGAGGAGAGGAGCGCUGGCGAGGAGAGGAGCGCUGGCGAGGAGAGGAGCGCUGGCGAGGAGAGGAGCGCUGGCGAGGAGAGGAGCGCUGGCGAGGAGAGGAGCGCUGGCGAGGAGAGGAGCGCUGGCGAGGAGAGGAGCGCUGGCGAGGAGAGGAGCGCUGGCGAGGAGAGGAGCGCUGGCGAGGAGAGGAGCGCUGGCGAGGAGAGGAGCGCUGGCGAGGAGAGGAGCGCUGGCGAGGAGAGGAGCGCUGGCGAGGAGAGGAGCUAA
Molecule: messenger RNA, 1734 nt
Organism: Closterium sp. Naga37s-1
Lineage: Eukaryota; Viridiplantae; Streptophyta; Zygnematophyceae; Desmidiales; Closteriaceae
Source: the annotation of a GenBank genome assembly